Molecule: messenger RNA, 1074 nt
Organism: Striga asiatica
Lineage: Eukaryota; Viridiplantae; Streptophyta; Magnoliopsida; Lamiales; Orobanchaceae
Source: the annotation of a GenBank genome assembly
AUGCCUCCUCCAUUUCAUAAGCCGGCGAGAGGCAUUUCGAUCAAUCAAAUUGAAAAAUGCAUUCCCUUGAAAUGGAGACAGAACAACAAACAACCGUUGGAUAUCCAAAAGGAAAGCAAACAGAAAUCUUAUUUCUCCCAUGAAAUCAUUUCAAGAUUAUAUGACAAAAUUGAUAAUUAUAUGGUUAAUAGCCUUCUCGCAACGUUAAACGACUUUGCUAGCCAAGGUCACUUGUCCAAAGCCUUCAGGAUUUUUUCGCUCAUUGCAUCUUCCUCUUGUGAUUCUAUUGCUGGGUCAUUGUCAUCCCUGCUGUUAUCUUGUACCAAUCACAAGUUGCUUCCAGAAGGCAAACAGCUCCAUGCCCAGAUUAUUACAUGGGGUCUUCAAAAUAACCAUGCAUUGGUCCCAAAACUAGUUUCCUACUACACGGCUUUCGGUUUUCUUGAUGAAGCUCAUUUCAUAGCUGCAGGCUCGAACAUUUUGCAUCCUUUACCUUGGAAUGUCCUUAUUUCAUCAUAUGUCAAUAAAGGGCAUUUUGAGGAAGCUAUAUUUGCCUAUAAACAAAUGGUUCACAAGGGAGUAAGGCCCGAUCAUUUCACCUACCCGUCCGUUCUCAAAGCGUGUGCCGAGCAAUCUACUCUUGAUUUCGGAAGAGAAGUUCACAAAUCUAUUGAUGCUAGCUUUCUCAGGUGGGACUUGUUUGUGCAGAAUUCAUUGGUAUCCAUGUAUGCAAAGUGUGGGGAUCUCGAAACCUCCCGAAGUAUUUUCAAAAAAAUGCCGACUAGGGACCAAGUGUCGUGGAACUCAAUAAUCUCAGAAUAUGCCUCUAGAGCUUUUUGGGAUGAGGCUUUCAAGCUUUUCGAAAGGAUGAGAGCAGCUCAUAUGGACAUAAACAUCAUAACAUGGAACACUGUGGCUGGAGACAGGCAAUUUCAGGGGGCUCUCGAAUUGAUCUGUCAGAUUAGAGAAAGUGUUGGGCAUCUUGAUCCUGUGGCGGUUAUAAUUGGCUUGAAUGCGUGGUCUCAUAUUCGUGCUCUGCGAACAGGAAGAGAAAUUCAUGGAUUGGCCAUUUGA